This is a messenger RNA of Thrips palmi, 2158 nucleotides long. RefSeq names its product gastrula zinc finger protein XlCGF57.1-like. Lineage: Eukaryota; Metazoa; Arthropoda; Insecta; Thysanoptera; Thripidae. Gene Ontology annotation, molecular function: RNA polymerase II cis-regulatory region sequence-specific DNA binding; DNA-binding transcription factor activity, RNA polymerase II-specific. The transcript has 5 exons. Gene Ontology annotation, cellular component: nucleus. The coding region runs from base 487 to 1671 and encodes 394 amino acids. Gene Ontology annotation, biological process: regulation of transcription by RNA polymerase II. The record is from RefSeq and is a predicted model, not a curated record.
CCUGUCAAGAGCGAAGUGCGUAGUCAUCGACCAGUGUCUUUGCACCGGAAGUAAGAGAAACUUAAGCAUGACCAAGAAAUAGUUUUAAAUGUAGCCCAUCGUAUUUCAGCAGAAGAACGAAAACAUCUGCGAACUGUUUGAAACGCGCUGCGAUCUGCGAUUGGCUGUUCGUCCGACGCACUUCUAUUCGCUUCUGAUUUUACUCGCUGUGGGACUGCUUCGCCCAUACGGCUGUCGCCUCUGCAAUACGACGGAAGAACUGCGAUUGGCUGUUGCUCUGACGCACAUUGACCUGCUUCCGGCUCUCCUGCGGGAUUGCUCCCUGACGGCUGUCAACUCUGCGACACGACUGAAGAACUUCGACUCGCCGUUCCGCUGUAUCGUGCUCCGAUUUGCUUCCGGCUCUACCCUGCGGUACUCCUUCCCCUGACGGCAGUCGUCGACUCUUCAACGCCACUAGGUGGCGUCUUUUUUUGACAUACGACCAUGGUCAAGUCACGUUCUUCGAGUUGUGCAGCAUUCUCUCCUGCGCCGGAGUCGACGGUGCAUCUCAACAGCAGUGCAUCAGGAAAGACUGUCCAUUGCUCAGAUAGCGAUACAAAAUGUAGUGGGAAGGACCAGCUCAGCAGUCAUUCGAGAACCCACACUGGGAAGAAGCGUUUCGAGUGCGCAGUGUGCAACCAGAAGUUCAAUCGAAGAGGUCAUGUCGCGGAUCAUCUUAGAACCCAUACAGGAGAAAAGCCUUUCGAGUGCACAGUUUGCAACCAGAAGUUCAGCCAAACAGGCCAUCUCCGACUUCAUCUUAAAACCCACACAGGGGAAAAGCUUUUCGAGUGCACAGUUUGCAACCAGAAGUUCAGACAAGCAGGCACUCUUCGAGGUCAUGUCAAAACCCACACAGGGGAAAAGCCUUUCGAGUGCACAGUUUGCUUAUUGAAGUUCAGUCAAACAGGCACUCUUCGACGUCAUCUUAGAACCCAUUCAGGGGAAAAGCCUUUCGAGUGCGCAGUUUGCAACCAGAAGUUCAGGCAAGCAGGCACUCUUCGAGAACAUCUUAAAACCCACUCAGGGGAAAAGCCUUUCGAGUGCGCAGUUUGCAACCAGAAGUUCAGGCAAGCAGGCACUCUUCGAAAACAUCUUAAAACCCACACAGGGGAAAAGCCUUUCGAGUGCACAGUUUGCAACCAGAAGUUCAGACGAGCAGGCACUCUUCGAGGUCAUGUUAAAACCCACACAGGGGAAAAGCCUUUCGAGUGCACAGUUUGCAACCAGAAGUUCAGUGUAGCAAGCUAUCUCCGACUUCAUCUUAAAACCCACACAGGGGAAAAGCCUUUCGAGUGCACAGUUUGCAACCAGAAGUUCAGACGAGCAGGCACUCUUCGAGGUCAUGUUAAAACCCACACAGGGGAAAAGCCUUUCGAGUGCACAGUUUGCAACCAGAAGUUCAGUGUAGCAAGCUAUCUCCGACUUCAUCUUAAAACCCACACAGGGGAAAAGCCUUUCGAGUGCACAGUUUGCAACCAGAAGUUCAGACAAGCAGGCACUCUUCGAGAUCAUCUUAAAACCCACACAGGGGAAAAGCCUUUUGAGUGCCCAGUUUGCAAUAGAAUGUUCCGCCAUGCAUCUGUUCUCAAAUGGCAUCUUCGAACGCACUCAGGGGAUAAGUCUUAAUGAAGUGUUUUUUGCAAUUGCUUCCUUUUUUCCCUGAAGACAGCCUCAAAACACGUCUUCGAAUCCUUUGGGGGUGAAACGAACCUUAGUUUUGCAUUCAAACGUACUGACCUGCUUCUUUAGGUUUUGUCGCGUUUGCCACGCCUUUUGAAAGUUUUUUGUUUUACCUGUUUGUUCGGUUAAUUUCGAUCUUGUGAGAGAUGUGAUGUAGCUUACUUUUUUUCCUAUAUAUUACAAAUGUGCACACCAAAUUCUUGCUAAGUUUAAUGUGCAUAAGCUUUGCUCGAUAUUGCAUGCAUUUCGAGAUGCAUAGGUUUGUGCAAAUCUUAUGUUCAUAAAACUGCGGAGUAAGUUAGUCGAUCUACUAAUAAAAACAAUGUUGUUAGUGUCUUCUUGCUUUGUGAGUGUCUAUAAUCGGUACAACUUAUUCGUGUCUCCGUUGUUGCUUUGCUUGAAUAUUUCGACGGAAAUAAAGUAAAGUAUCUCA